Carassius auratus (goldfish) is the source of this 1786-nucleotide messenger RNA. Its product is annotated as voltage-dependent L-type calcium channel subunit beta-2-like. The transcript is spliced from 14 exons. Gene Ontology annotation, biological process: calcium ion transmembrane transport. Gene Ontology annotation, cellular component: voltage-gated calcium channel complex. The annotation marks the transcript as partial. The record is from RefSeq and is a predicted model, not a curated record. Lineage: Eukaryota; Metazoa; Chordata; Actinopteri; Cypriniformes; Cyprinidae. Gene Ontology annotation, molecular function: voltage-gated calcium channel activity; protein binding.
AAACUCCACUCACAGCGAAAGCUGCUCACACUGCUCAUGUAUCCACUCAUGGAGAGACUUUCCGUCCUCAUCGUUUGAGACACCUAUCAGAGAAUCCCAAGGCUCACGACUUCAUGAUUUUCACCACACAAAACAUGCCAUAAAACCUGCUUAGGGCUCAUCUGACAAAAGUUGGCAGGCUGUCCUGGGACAGAACAGAUUAAAGGGGAUAGUACAUGGAUAUUUCUCAGUCGCUGGUCAAUCUCGGCUGUGAGAGCAUAACAUUGACCUCUACUUAAGCUGUUAAUCGUGGAGAAACAAAAAGAAAAGCGAGCAAGUGGGCAUGCCACCCAAGAAAAAGGGUUCGGCGGACCGUCAGGACUCAGGGGCCACUGAGGAGAAGGAGAAGAAUGCCCAAGUCCAGCUGGACAAGGCCAAGUUUAAGCCUGUUGCUUUCGCCGUGCGCACAAACUUCACCUACACUCCUGCAGAUGAUGACAACGUCCCUAUACCAGGCCAUGGGGUUUCUUUUGAAGCUAAAGACUUCCUGCAUAUUAAAGAGAAAUUUAAUAAUGACUGGUGGAUUGGACGGCCUGUAAAGGAAGGGGGAGAGGUUGGUUUUAUCCCCAGCCCGGUGAACCUGGAGACAAUUCUGAUCAGAAGAGAGGUGCAGGCCAGGAAGGCUGCCAAAGCACUGGCCAAUAAAGCGGCUAGUGUUGCCAAAGAUGAUAUGAAUGCAAAGAAAGCAGCUCCACCACCAACAGUUCAGCAAGUGAAGAAGAAAUCGGGAGAGCAGCUGGCUGCAUAUGAUGUUGUGCCUUCCAUGCGUCCCGUGGUACUCAUGGGGCCUUCGCUCAAGGGCUAUGAGGUUACAGACAUGAUGCAAAAAGCUCUCUUUGAUUUUUUAAAACACAGAUUUGAAGGAAGAAUUACAAUCACCCGGGUGACAGCAGAUAUUGCACUUGCCAAGCGAUCGAUCCUCAACAACCCCAGCAAGCACGCCAUAAUGGACCGCUCCAACACCCGUUCCAGUUUAGAUGCCGUGGCUCAAAUCCAAGGAGAGGUUGAGAGGAUUUUUGAGUUAGCACGCAGUCUACAGCUUGUGGUUCUUGAUGCCGACACCAUUAACCACCCUCUCCAACUAAGCAAGACCUCCUUGGCCCCGAUCCUGGUGUAUGUCAAGAUUUCAUCACCCAAGGUUCUGACAAGACUGAUAAAGACCAGGGGCAAAUCUCAGACUAAACAUUUGAAUGUUCAGAUGGUGGCCGCCGACAAACUGGCCCAGUGUCCUAAUGAGCUGUUCGAUGUCAUCUUAGAUGAGAACCAGCUGACAGAUGCCUGUGAACACAUUGCUGAUUAUCUGGAGGCCUACUGGAGAGCCACACACCCUCCUGAAAUGGAGCCUUCCAACCCCAUGCUGGAGAAACUGGCAGAAAACACACUCCCCACCAGCCCCACACCUGCUAAGGAUGAACAGAAAAGCAAGAAGUCGGUUGCUACCAAGAGAAAAGGAUCUCAAGAGCACCAACAGGAGCAUCUUCCCCAGGCUCAUGAGACGAGAGAGGAGGAGGAGGAGGAGGAGGAAGAAGAGGAGGUGCAGGAGGAGGCCGAGGAGGAGGAGAGACUUCUUCGUAGUGAGCCAAAGAGACAUAGCAAUCGUCAUCACCACCAUCAUCAUCAUCACCACCAUCGCUCCAGCACCAGCCGACCGACAGAGCCCCACAACAAACACCAGCAGCAAGUGCACCACCAACGGCCCGCUGACAUGGAGCUGCUUCCUGCUAAAGACAUUUCAUAUACAGAGUCC